AUGAAGGGAGAAAAGGAAAAAAACAGAAAGAAACGCCGGCAUCUCGCCGAGAAGGCAAAGGUGAAAAAAGAUAAGAAAGUCAGUUCCUUGCAAGACCCUCCGCAUGCAGAAGACGAUCCAGCCAGCGAUGACCCGAUUGAGAAUGCAUCAGACGCAGGAACGCCAGAAGAGAACGGCGAGGGCCCCAUGGAUGUGACCGUCAAGGAAGAGGCCCCUGCAGCUGCAGAUACAGCUGAGACGGAGGAAGCAGAGAAGAAAACUCCCCCAGGUGUAGCUGGUGGUUUCUUUUCUGACGUUUUGUUUGAAAGCUUGGAUAUAUGUGAGCCCGUUAAGAACGCCCUAAAAGAUAUGCAAAUGGAGAAACUAACAGAAAUACAAGCCAAGGCGAUACCGCGGUUGCUUGAGGGUAAAGAUGUAUUGGGGGCAGCUAAGACAGGAUCCGGCAAGACUCUAGCAUUUUUAAUUCCUGCAGUUGAGCUUUUGUACCAAGUGAAGUUUCUGCCCCGCAACGGAACAGGAGUGUUAGUUAUAUCUCCAACACGCGAGCUGUCUCUGCAGAUAUAUGAUGUGGCUGUGGAGCUAUCAAAGUAUCUGCCGCAGACCAUUGGUCUGGUCAUGGGCGGAGCCAACAGAAAACAUGAAGCGGAAAAACUCUCCAAAGGAGUUAAUAUUCUUGUCGCUACACCAGGACGCCUUCUAGAUCAUAUGCAAAACACUAAAGGUUUCGUGUAUAAGAAUUUAUUAUCUCUGGUGAUUGAUGAGGCGGACAGAAUUCUGGAGAUUGGCUUUGAGGAGGAAAUGAACGCCAUAUUGGCGUUGCUACCCAAACAGAGACAAACGUGUUUAUUCUCAGCAACACAAACCGCUAAAGUUGCAGACUUGGCCCGUCUCUCUCUUAAAAAACCCGUACUCGUCCAGGUGCAGAAUUCUGUGGCGACAGUUUCGGGUUUGCAGCAGGGAAAGGAAUUCUUCUCUGCACAGAUGUGGCGGCUCGAGGCCUAG
Molecule: messenger RNA, 1002 nt
Organism: Eimeria mitis
Lineage: Eukaryota; Apicomplexa; Conoidasida; Eucoccidiorida; Eimeriidae
Product: ATP-dependent RNA helicase, putative
Exons: 6
Coding region: 1-1002 (333 amino acids)
Molecular function (GO): nucleic acid binding; RNA helicase activity; ATP binding
Source: RefSeq, a predicted model, not a curated record